Messenger RNA from Aplysia californica (California sea hare), 1549 nucleotides. RefSeq names its product 39S ribosomal protein L1, mitochondrial. Lineage: Eukaryota; Metazoa; Mollusca; Gastropoda; Aplysiida; Aplysiidae. The transcript has 9 exons. The record is from RefSeq and is a predicted model, not a curated record. Bases 19 to 1080 code for a protein of 353 amino acids.
CCUAAUGUUAUGUAAAAGAUGGCGGCGUCCUACAGCAUUGUCCAUCACUUAGCAGAUUUCAGGGUACUUCUGAAACAUGUUCGCAGAAAUGAUGUGCUGCCCCGAUUAUCAGCAGUGGUGUGUCCCAAGCCUUCUUGCACUCACAUGCAAAUAAGACACAAAAACAGCAAACCAAGAGUGAGGGAUGCAAAGGUUCAAGUUGACUCAUCUCGAGUAUUUGUUUCCAAAAAGGAAAGGCUGAAGGCCAGGCAAGCGAAAAAUGUGGUGACAGAAAGUGAAGUGUUCCUUGCUGAAGCUCCUAUUGACAAUGUCUGGGUGCACAAGCACUACCCCCCGCAAAAGCAUUCUGUUGAAGAUGCUUUGAAGCUGCACAAGGCUUUUGCUGAGCCAGACAUGCUCAAUAAUGAAGACGGGCUGUUUCAUCUCAUCAUGAAACUAGACUUUACCACAAAAAAACAGACAAAAUUUAUUGGGAACAUUCGUCACACCGUGCUGUUGCCUCAUGAGUUUCCUUAUGGAACCCCUCCAGCAAUAUUGGUUCUUUGUAAGAGUGAGGAGCAUCUUAACCUUGCUUCCAGCCUAGGAGCUCACACUUUUGGCACUCCAGCAGAGAUCACUAAACUGAUUACAAAUGGUGUUAUUAGUCCCAAAGACUUCCAGCAUGUGAUAAGUACAGCCGACUGUGGAAAUGAGAUCCUGCCUUUAAGAUCACACUUCAGGGACAAAUACCCCCAGAGAGCAAAAGGCAAUUUAAGUCUUGAUCUGAAGGGGAUGUGGAACUUGUUCCACAACGGCUAUACAUACGAGUCGCACAAAAUUACUGAGGGCCAGGGGUCUCUGCAGGUGCCAUUAGGAUUGGUGAAGCAACCUAUAGAAGAGCUUGUGGAGAACUUCACCACAUACAUUGAUUCAGUUUGUCAACAUCGGAGCAUAGCUCUAGGCCCGUUUAUUCAGUCCAUCAAAGUUGUGGCCCCUCCGUCCCCCGAGGAGUUCCUGCUGAGGGUGGAGGAGUACGUCCCUGGCUACAAGAACGAGGAGGUUGACUCUGAUGAGGAAGAGGCUGCUCAAGCCGGAGCAUGAGUCUCUUUGCAUGGAUGGCUUUCAAUUGUACGGUGUUGGUUUUUUUUUGCUGUAUCGGAGGAAUGAGUUUAAAAGAUUAUUUAAUAUAAGAAAUGCGCUGCCUGAUUGUGUUUCUCCAAGAAUAGAUGUGAAAGUUUGUAGCUUCAAAAUGUAUUAGGAGAGAAAGUGCUGUAGAUGUUGAAGAAGUAGUUAUGAGGGAGAUUGAGGAGUUUAAGUUUUGUUAUGAGCUCUUCAGGUGUGAAAGAAAAGCAUGAUUGUGGGUUGCCAAAGGCUCUUUUAUCUAGUGAAGAAGUGGAAGUGGAAGAUUAAUUACCAGGUAGUGAAAUAAAGAUUUUCUUACUCAACUUACUGUUGUGCAAAGAGAAGUCUGUGACGAGCAUUUCACUAAAAUCACCAGCAGCCAACUACAUCUACUGUCACUUUGAUUAUUGGUAAAGGCAUGGGGCCCUGAUUAAAACUGUUACCGUAA